Sinocyclocheilus rhinocerous is the source of this 832-nucleotide messenger RNA. Its product is annotated as DNL-type zinc finger protein-like. The coding region runs from base 150 to 731 and encodes 193 amino acids. Gene Ontology annotation, molecular function: zinc ion binding; protein-folding chaperone binding. NCBI's taxonomy places the organism in Eukaryota, Metazoa, Chordata, Actinopteri, Cypriniformes, Cyprinidae. The record is from RefSeq and is a predicted model, not a curated record. The transcript has 3 exons. Gene Ontology annotation, biological process: protein stabilization; protein import into mitochondrial matrix; protein folding. Gene Ontology annotation, cellular component: mitochondrion.
ACGUGAUGGGCGGGGCUUCGGUUCGUCUUUGUCGUCAUCGGCAAGCGACGAGUGAUUCAACUCGCAUAUGACAAAUAUGACAUUUCAGCGUCAGUAGAGAGAGAUUGCUUGUGUUUAAACAGAACAGUUAGCUCGGUAACGUUUCGAUAAUGACUUCUCGAUUAUGUUUCUUUUUAUUCAGACCGAGAAUUCCCAGAUCACGUGGUGCGGUACCCAAAACAUCAUGUAGUACAGCUAGAGGCAAGCAUGAGGAGGCACAGAAAAGAGCUCCGAACACCUUACAUUUCUCUCAUUCGUUACUGGGGACUUCUGUGUCACACAGCGGAGGCAGAUUGAGUUUCUGCAGGAGCUUCACAACUUCUGGAAGCAGGACUGAAGCCAUUGGACAGCUGCAGUUAACACACUAUCACCUGGUUUACACCUGCAAAGUGUGCUCCACCCGCUCUAUGAAGAAAAUAUCAAAGAUAGCCUAUCACAAGGGUGUUGUCAUUGUAACUUGUCCUGGAUGUAAAAACCACCACGUGAUCGCUGAUAAUCUGAAGUGGUUCUCUGACCUGGAGGGGAAAAGAAACAUAGAGGAAAUCUUGGCUGCUAAAGGAGAAUCAGUCCGAAGAGUUCAAGGGGACGAGGCCCUGGAAAUUUUUGCGGGGGAAUCAAUAAAGGAGGCGUCAAGAAAUAAUCCAGAUGAUCCGAAACCAACACAUCUGAGCGAUGAUUCAGACAAAACAUGAUUGACAUUUGUCAAUUGCAUCACUGGACAUUUAUUAUUGUUAUAUUUUUCUUAAUAAAGCAUUAAAACAACCAUCUAAUCACUUUGGAGAAGUUGUUUUUA